AGAUGUCUUAUGAUUUAUAUAUUGAAGUCUUAUUGUCAGCUAUAAACGAAUUUAAACAGCUUAAAUUUAUAAAUCAAUCUGUAGUUGAUAAUAAUUUAUCUUCUUUAUUUUAUUUGGCACAUACCUGUUUAAGACAUGCUAGAAGCAUAUCUUCAAAUUGUACAAUACCAUCUUCUCCACCUGCAAGACCUAAUUAUCAAGCGAGAAAUAUAGAACAGAAAAAAUCUUCUUUAUACCAAUCGGAUCAAACAAGAUAUGUACAUAAUGAAGGAAAGACUUUUUCUUCUGUUAAAAUAACUUCAAGUCAAACAAAAUCACCUUAUAAACAAUCUGUGGCUAUGACUGUUUCACAUACAACAUCAUUAAAUACAGUUAAAGCUUUAUUAUCUCUUACUACUCCGAAUUCAGAGAAUAAUGGAAUAGCAAAAAGAGAAAGCUAUUAUAAUUCUACUUCUACUUCAUUAUCAUCCACAAUAAAUAAUGUGGAUGAUAAUAUCUUUUUACUAUCAAAUAGUACAAUCGAUCCAUAUAUUCUAAUUACAGUGCAAACGAGUAACAGUGAUAAUAGCUUAUCUUCAAAUAAUAUCCAUUCUAGUUAUCUACCUAGAAUACCACAGGCACCUCUUAUUACUACUUACAAAUUACUUCAAAGACAAGUAGAGGAUGCUAAUGAGCAAAAUCAGUUAGAGGAUCUAUCUUUCCCUUUAAAUCGAGUUCGUAAUAUCUAUAUGACAGCUACAACUGUACCUACUAUUUUACAAUUUUCACCUGUACUUAUUGCAUAUCAAUUGACUUUAAUUGAUUCGACUAUCUUUCGUAAUAUUCCAGUAAAUGCUAUCCUGACACAUACUCCAAAGACCCCUCAUCCAGCUAUUGUUGCCUCGACUGACUUUUUUAAUUAUUUGACUCGAUUUAUAGAACAUGCUAUCUUAUUACAGCAGGAUGCCUCAUCGCGUGCUGAGUAUAUACAUCAUUGGAUUAAAGUAGCUCAAAUAUGUUUUGAAUUAAAGAAUUAUCAAACUUUAAAGGCAGUUAUCUCUGCGUUUGGUACACCUCCUAUUGGACGUUUGAAACGGUCUUGGCAAUUUGUACCUAAAAAGAGUUUGAAUCUACUAGAGGCUCUAAGUGACUUUAUGUCAGAGGCAUCCAAUUAUGCGAAUUAUAGAGCAAAGAUAGGUCUGCUGACGUUGUCUGUUGAAGAAGAUGAAAUUAAAUCUAGGGAAGUGAUCCAAGGGGAUACAUUCUUAUCAUCCUCCGCCAGUACUGAAGCAAUCCCUACUGUGAAAAAAAAAUUAGCUGCCGUCAGAAAGAAUUCGUUUAGUGAACCCACUGUGCCAUUUCUAGGUGUCUUUAUCCAUGAUAUGACUUACCUUGCAGCUGCUCUUCUUUCAAGGGAAGGAAGAGGUGAAACUCAAAAUAAUAGACGACAUAAUAGUGAAUGGGUCAUCAAGAAGGAGAACGAUAGGAAAUUAAUCAUGAUACAACAGGAUACUAGAGUCUCAGAACUAUUAAGGUUAUUCAAGAGCUUUCAACAGAGCCCACCUUAUUCACCACAUUUAUCUGCAGCUUGUAUGAAAGAUUUAAAUAAGAAUCGUAAACGAAAAUUAUCUCAUGCUUUAAAGAAAUCGCCCAUCUAUUUUCAACAAGAAGAUUACUACUACGAUGGUGAAUUAAGUAUUGAAAUGCAACAAUGUCUUAUAACUCAAUAUCUGCUAACAAGGUCUUGGGUAAGUGAAAAAACAGUAGAUGAAUUAAGUUUGUUAAGAGAGCCUACUACAAAACAACCCAUUAGAAAUCAUUCAGUACCUGAUUUACAACCAUCCAUUAUUAACUCAAAACUGAUUUCUUCAAGUUCUUUAAUACAAACCCCUUCAUCCACUAUUUCUCAAGAGGAAGGUAUUCGAAAUAGCUCAGGUAGUUUAACGAGUCAUGGUGACAGUAGUUUAAGCUCCAAUAAUGAUAGUAGACCUGUCAGUAUAGAAAAUGAAAUAAUAUUAGAACGACAUGAGGAAGCGAUUAAUAAAAAAUUGACAAUGAAUCAUUUUUGGUUGUUUGGUAGAAAAAGCGUAGACCAAGGGCUUUUGAAAGCAUCUACUACUGAAUCUUUAUCUGCUGGACUUAUCCACAGAUCACCUAGGCAUUUUUCUUUUGAUGAGUUAAAUGGAAAAGACAUGCCAGUAGUCAAUCAAUCAUUAACGAACAAUAGUAGUACAUCAUUACUUGAACAUAAUGCAACACUUCGUAUGAAUCGAGAAAGUCCAUUAUUAUCUGCAACCUCUAUUUUUCGUAAAGAUUUUUGGAAAUCCAACAACCAUCAUCAACAAAAUAAGGCACCUUUAAUUAUAUUUAAUAGUGAUCCGUCUAUGAUUUCUUCAUCUUCAGAAAAGAUCUGCUGUCCUUCUUUUGAUCAAUUACAUGAAUAUACAUUAUCGCCACCUCAUCCAUUAGAUUUAUCACCUUCCUCAUCUACUGCGUUAUAAAAAAAAAGAAAAAAAAAAGCGAAUAGCAUACAUUCACAGACGGUUUUUCUUUUUCUUGUU
Molecule: messenger RNA, 2540 nt
Organism: Cokeromyces recurvatus
Lineage: Eukaryota; Fungi; Mucoromycota; Mucoromycetes; Mucorales; Mucoraceae
Product: ras guanine nucleotide exchange factor domain-containing protein
Exons: 5
Biological process (GO): Ras protein signal transduction; positive regulation of GTPase activity
Cellular component (GO): plasma membrane
Molecular function (GO): guanyl-nucleotide exchange factor activity
Source: RefSeq, a predicted model, not a curated record